AUGAUCCAGGUUAUCCUCAUUGCCACCGUACUGCAAGCUCUAUGUCAUGCAGAGUCUGCCGCAGCCCUAGGAACGCCUUCAGCGAGGCACGAAGCCGUGAAUUUUACAGUACCGCAAACUAGUUCGGUUCCUGAGGGAGGUUCAACCACGAAAGCUGUUCCGAAAUUGCCGACCACACCAGCGCACAACAGCGUCACAGUAGCCGAGAACUUCCGAAACGCCACAACCUCAACGACUAUGCGACCGUCCGCAGAAACUGCGCCUACUUUCACCACGAAGGUAACAAGACCGGAAGAAACUACGGGCAAAUUCAUGAUGCCCGCCGUAGACGCCUUGGUGGCCGAAGAUGCAGCAUCGUUUUCAACUUCGGGCGCCGACUCUGCCGGCCAGUCCUCGGUGCCAGGAGCCUGGUCCUCCUCCGAAACUUCUCCUGCCCCAACGACAAGCGCCUCGACUCGAAGCGUCGUCGAAACUUCAACGACUGACCGAUCAGCGUACGAUCCUCUUGCUGAACUCGUGCGCGCCUUCUUGCAUCCUGAGCUGAGAACCCGUACGCCAGACUACGAGGGCGACUUCGGGGAUUCCCAGAUGCACCAGGACGCACCCUUCCACACGAGCGACGGUGAGGCGGUCCCGUUGAAAUCGAGCCGCAAGGAUCAUCAUGACGACGAGGUGACCUCGACCGCCGAGGCACCCGCCUACGACAUGAGCAAGGAGCGGUACUGCACGGCAGCCCGGUACUGCUACAAGGAACUCAACGAACGCUGCAUCACAAGGCGUAUGAGGACCGUCUGCGGCUGCGGACGUGCCUUCGUCAGGAAUCCCGAAACUUUCACCUGCGAACGUAAGCUGCCACUUAUCACCUCAUUGGAACUGCCCCACCAGUCCUACGUCCAGGAGGUGGCUGACAAGAAGUCUGGGGAAUUCCGGCGCUUCGAGUCGGCCAGCCAACACCUGAUGUGGGACUUGGUUCUUCAUUCACCGAUGCUGUGGACUUGGGUCACCGACAUCAAAGUGACCGGGUUCCGAGCUGGCCUGCUGAUUAGGAGCAAGCUCGUGGUUCCGGCGUCGUUUACCUCGCGUUUUGGCCGCAACGUGUCAGCCACUCUCCACGAGCAAUUUCAGAGGAGCAUUGCGGUCAAUCGAACUACAGCUGGCUCGUUUCUCAAUAUCACGGGAAUAAAACUCGUCGCCGCGGACAUUGCGGUGAACCCAUGUGAAGAUGCGGACUCAAACUACUGCAGUCCCUAUUCGAUGUGCACUUACCGUAAGCGGACCUUCAACAUGACGUGCCGAUGCCUCCCAGGCUACGAAGACGUAUCCCCCGAUAUCCAAGGCUACGCUGGAGAACUUUGUUUUUCCAUCUGUGAACCAGGCUUCUGCCAGAACAACGGCACCUGCAAGAGUACCGGCUUCGGCGUUACGUGCGAAUGCGGUGAGUGGUUCGUCGGGAACAAGUGCCAGUACCAAAUGAAACAGAUUAUCGUCAUCGUCGUCAUCAUUGCCCUGGUACUUCUGACCGUGAUCGCUGUUACAUUCCACAGGUUUUGGAAAAGAGGACAAAUUCACAAGUCCAACAUGGUGUGUCGAAUGCUCAUCAUUGAGCCGUCAAAAAAGAGGAACAGGAAAUUCUACGAGCUGAGACUGGAUUCAAGUUCACCCUUUCCAUCUCCGGGCCCAGCGAUCUCGCCGAACCAUUUUUCGGUGCCAACAAAGGUGGCGGGAUCUGAAAUCCUCCGGAACACCUCCCCGAUAUUAAGCUAG
This is a messenger RNA of Ixodes scapularis (black-legged tick), 1764 nucleotides long. RefSeq lists its product as uncharacterized. Lineage: Eukaryota; Metazoa; Arthropoda; Arachnida; Ixodida; Ixodidae. Bases 1 to 1764 code for a protein of 587 amino acids. The transcript has 9 exons. The record is from RefSeq and is a predicted model, not a curated record.